Chenopodium quinoa (quinoa) is the source of this 1743-nucleotide messenger RNA. RefSeq names its product acidic proline-rich protein PRP25-like. The coding region runs from base 694 to 1344 and encodes 216 amino acids. NCBI's taxonomy places the organism in Eukaryota, Viridiplantae, Streptophyta, Magnoliopsida, Caryophyllales, Amaranthaceae. The transcript is spliced from 2 exons. The record is from RefSeq and is a predicted model, not a curated record.
GUUUUAGAUCUCAAAAUUUUUUUUUCCAACAGUUGGUUGUUUUUUAAUUAAUUUUGGGACCUUGCCUUCUUCAAGCUUCCACACUUUUAUUUUGCCUUGUUCCCCUGCUUUUAUCUUCUUUAGCUUACUGCCGCCAUGACUAAAGAUAGUGAUAGUCCCCCACCACCUCCCUCUAACGAAUUUCAUCCCGCCCUUGCUGUGAACAACAUCAAGAACGCCAUCCCUCUCCUUCUUGAUCGAGAGAAAGUGCAAUACUCAAAUUGGGUUGAACUUUUCGAGUGUCAUGCUCAUGCUUUCCAUGUCUUGGGUCACAUUGAUCCUAAAUCACCAAGGCCUACGGACAUCUCCGAUGCAUUAUGGAAGCGACUUGACUCGGUGGUAAAGAAUUGGAUUUAUGGCACGAUCUCCUCGGAUCUGCUCGAAACUAUCCUAUGAAGGGGUGCUACGGCUCAAGACAUUUGGGAUAAACUCAAAGCUCUGUUUCAAGAUAACAAGAAUACCCGUGCCGUAUAUCUUGAAAACCAAUUCAACGCCUUGCAUCUCUCCAAUUUUCCAGACAUCUCAUCCUAUUGUCGUCAAUUGAAGACCCUCAAGGAUCAACUCGCUAAUGUCGAUCAACCCGUCUCUGAACAGAAACUGGUUAUACGACUUGUCUCCGGACUCGUUAAUACCGACUUUGACACCGUCGCUGCUAUGAUUCAGCAAACCGAGCCUCUCCCUUCCUUUGAAACAGCCCGGUCUCGCUUAUUGCUUGAGAAAACUCGCAGGUCACAUGAUUCUUCGAGUUCGGCACAAUCUUUUGUUGCUCAAGGGGACACCGCAUCCCCUACUUCCACUCAGCAGCAGUUGCCACCACAGGGGCGUGGCGCCGGCACCGGCCGCGGAAACACCACCGGCAGAGGUGGCAAAGGAGGAAAGGGGCGUGGCCGGGGACGUGGGCAAUCCCCUGCCAAGCCCAGCUCGCAGCAGCAACAAACCCCACAAGGGUCCGUUCAAGGCCAACAACAGUGGCCUGGUCAGCCACAAUGGGCCGGCCCAACUGGGCAGCAGCCAUCCUAUGGCUACUAUUGGGCUCCUGUUCCUUCACAAAAUUGGGUAAGGCCCCCUUACCCUUUUCCACAACCCCAACCCCGAGGACAACAAGCACCUCCGGCCCAGCAGCACGCAUACUUGACAGCCCAACCCGGUUACGGACAGCUCAUGACCCCAACUGAGCUCGGGAAUGCCUUUUCCACCAUGACCUUGGUGAAUCCGGAUGAUGGAUGGUACAUGGACUGGGGUGCAUCGUCUCACAUGACAUAUAAUUCCGGAUCUACGCACGGGGAAAAUAAUCACGAGGUGUAAUAGCUUUGGGGACUUAUAUCCUUUCACCACCAACACAUCAUCAAUAUCAUGCCCAGCCACUUCUCUCACUGUCGUGUCUCCUCACACUUGGCACGACCGCUUAGGACACCUUGAAGCACCUUCUUUGAGUUUUCUUAGGAAUAAUAAUUUCAUUGAUUGUAAUAAGGAGCAAGACUCCACUUUUUGCAAUUCUUGUCAAAUUGAGAUUUAAGUAUUUUUCUACAUUGGUAAAAACAAAUAAAACUAGUUCAAACCCCGUGCCCUGCACGUUUUUUACAGUAUUAUUCUGUUAUUCGUUUAUUAAAAAUGUUACAUACAAAACAUAAUCAUUGGAAGUAAAAAAAAAACCUUUAAAAAAGACAUAUUCAUGUAUGUGAUAUACCAUAAGAUGUAUCUAAA